AUCCAGAGGCCGAUUGGAUGUCAGACUCCAGCGAGAACUUUACCCUCCCAAAGCUGCCCCCUCCGCGGCCGCUGAGGGGAGGACUGAGAAAUGGUGCGGUCAGUGACCAGCUGGCAGGCCUGGAACAUUUACUUUCCACUGCACCUGCUGGACUUUUGCAACAGGUAAAUUCUAUUUUUUUAUUAAUGUUAUGCUUCAUGGCAUUUAUUUUCAUCCAAAUGCAAAACUUAUUACAUUUAUUGACAAUUACGUUAGAUCCAAUUAUAACUCUAUCAACACGGGCUUCUAUUUUUCAUAUAUUAACAAUGCUUUUGUGUUAUUUUCUACUUCUGUUGGAUUUUUACAGGUUCUAAACUUUUUGCCAGGAAAAGAACGAACAGUUACUCCGCCGAUGACCUCCAGUGCCGUUGAGCUUUCGGCCUCCCCGACACUGCCAGGACCCGGGCAGCAGUCGAGGGCCAGAAAGCUGCAGUACAACCCGUCCUCCCCACCCGCAACGCAGACCAACGGCUCACUUCAGCAGCAACAUUCAAAGCAACAUCAGAU
Lymnaea stagnalis (great pond snail) is the source of this 546-nucleotide messenger RNA. Lineage: Eukaryota; Metazoa; Mollusca; Gastropoda; Lymnaeidae. The record is from the annotation of a GenBank genome assembly.